Diabrotica virgifera virgifera (western corn rootworm) is the source of this 4389-nucleotide messenger RNA. RefSeq lists its product as uncharacterized. The transcript has 6 exons. NCBI's taxonomy places the organism in Eukaryota, Metazoa, Arthropoda, Insecta, Coleoptera, Chrysomelidae. The record is from RefSeq and is a predicted model, not a curated record. Gene Ontology annotation, molecular function: L-allo-threonine aldolase activity. Bases 510 to 1646 code for a protein of 378 amino acids. Gene Ontology annotation, biological process: L-threonine catabolic process; glycine biosynthetic process. Gene Ontology annotation, cellular component: cytosol.
CUAAUGACUUUUUAAUAGUAAAACUUACAAACUAGUCACACUAAACUCAGUGCUAUUUUAUUAAUGGUGAGAUACAACGAAGUAGUGUUCCGUGUUUUGUCUUAUGCACGUGGUAUUUGAGGAUAUUCAAAUUUUAAAAGGGUAAAUCAAACAACUCCCUAGUCUUUAACCAAUUGUAGCCUACAAUUUACAUAUUAAAAUUAUUUUCUACAUACGUAUCUAUUUGUUCUAGACGCAACUAACGUACGUUGCAUAGUAAACAGUUUAUUUGAUUUAUUUAUUUCUGUCAAAAUCAAUAACCUCUAGUUCAGCGUUUACGCAACUGAUCUUUUUUUAGUUGAAAAUUGCUUCCAAUUACGUUCGUUUAAGUAUAAUGUGUGGCAAUGUCGUUGCUUGUUUUUAAACAAUCAACCGGUUAUCUCCCGCUAUUUUAAACUAUAUAAGGUAGGGAGCUUAUUUAACAACAAUCAUUAAACAGUAUCUACUUCAGCGUUAACGAGUGCACAAAGAUGUAUGAGAAAAUAAUAAAAGGUGAUCUGGAAGCCGAUGUCAAGAUUAUUGACAUGAGGACGGAUACCAUCAGCAAGCCUACACCUGAAAUGAGAGAGGCCAUGUAUGCUGCUGAGGUUGGUGAUGAUGUAUAUGGAGAAGAUCCCACGGUGACUGAGUUGGAACGAAGAGCUGCGGAGCUUUUAGGAAAGGAAGAUGCUAUUUUUGUGCCGAGUGGCACGAUGGCAAACCUAUUAGCAAUGAUGGUACACUGUCCUCAAAGAGGAUCUGAAAUAAUUUCUGGAGAUAAGUCACACACUUUCUUGUUAGAACAGGGAGGAGCUGCUCAGUUGGCUGGAAUCCAAACUCGUUGUUUAAAGACCAAAGACGAUGGAACCUUUGAUCUCGAUGAACUCAGAGAAAAGAUAAAGAAAAAUGUAGAUAUUCAUGAGACAAUUACGUCUCUAAUAACCGUCGAAAAUACCCAUAAUUUGUGCGGUGGUAGGGUGGUUCCUCUAGACUGGCUGGAAAAAGUUGGUAGCAUAGCUGCCGAACACGAUAUUCCCGUUCAUAUGGAUGGUGCUAGAAUGAUGAAUGCCGCUGUAUACUUAAAAGUGAGUCCUCGAAGGAUUGUUCGAGAUGUAGACACUGCCUGCUUUUGCCUCAGCAAAGGUUUGGGAUGCCCAAUAGGAUCAAUGUUAGUGGGACCUGCUGAUUUCAUAAACAAGGCCCGGCGUAUUCGAAAGGCCCUAGGAGGUGGUUGGAGACAAGCUGGAAUACUGGCUGCAGCUGGAUUAGUAGCUCUGGAUACUAUGAUAGACAGAUUGAAGAUUGAUCACGACCACGCUUUUAAAAUUGCAAGAGCUGUACAUCACAUGAGAUCCAACUUGUUUAAAGUGCAACUGAGCAAGGUUCAAACCAACAUUAUUUUGGUGUACAUAGAUCGAACAAAGAUCGACAUAAAAGAGUUCCAGCGCCGAUUGCAAAACGUGGUACCUGGAGACGAAGUAAGGGCGAGUGUCAGAUGUUCCUCUUUGAAAAACGACUGCGUCAGGUUCGUCACCUAUCACGAGAUCUCAGAGGAAGAUAUAUCGCUUGCCAUAGAAAAGAUCCGUUUGGUCAUAAGAGAGUAUGAUGUUAAAUAUCAACUAGAUUAAAAAUUUCGAAAAUUUAGCUAAAAAGCAAUGAGAGUUGAAAGUACUCCGAGUUGCUCAUUAUAAUUUUCCGGUAAAUUCAGGUCCAAUAAUCGACAAGUUCAAACAUUUAUGCGAAUAUUUUAGAUGCUUAUUCCUUCUAGUAAAUAAUCUUGCUGCUGCCUUUCUUUUUUUGGACUCUUAUUCAUCCAACUAGACCUUCCCUAUGUUCAGUUAAUGAACUUGUUAGUUUUUCUUGCUGUCCAAGGUAUCUUCAGCUUCCGCCUACGAAUUAACAUUUCCAAUGCUUAAAUUCUGCGUUCAUACAUUACUGGUCGAUACAUUUAUUGUCCAUAAUUCUGCACCAUACAAAAGUACAGACCAAAUAUAGCACUUAACCAUUCUUUGUCUUAGUUCUAAACUGAGAUGAUUACAUAUUGCAAAUAAUUGACGUCAUUUCAUUCCUACGUAUUCAAAAUAUCUACUUCUCCAUUUUUUCUGGCUCUCCUAUUGUAUCUCCUAUACAGUAUCGUAACCUUCAUUCAAUUCAUUAACCUCGUUGUUUCUCCUGAUUCUCCAUGUGCUGUCUUCCUCUUGCACCGGGCCAUAUACUUUUCUCAUUAUUUUUCUUUCGAAUGUCCUGAGUUGGGCUUCAUCCCUUUUUGUCAUUACCCAGGUUUCACAACUAUAGGUUACUACGGGUCCAAUCAAUGCUCUGUAGAUGGUCAUUUUGAACGUAGAAUACUCUUCCCACUACCUUUUAAUUAUAAAACAUACUUUGACAUAUUUCUAAAUGUUUUCCACAAGCUUUCUUUAUAAAUAUUUCUCUCGUCAAUCUUUUGUCCCUCUAGAGGGAGUAUAGUGGUCGUCGUGAUAAUUGUGUAUAGUCCGUUUUUAUAGACUUCUGUCUCUGGUCAUUUCUAUUCCAUCGUGGAUACGUCUUUUGCAACUUCCUAUGAUCUGGUCAAUCCAUCUUGUUGAUCUGAGUCUCUUACUGAUAUUUAGUUCUUUUAGAAUAGAAUUAUUCGUUCCAUGGUAGGUCCAUGGAAUUCUCAAUAUUCUUCUCCCACAAAACAUUUCAGUGGCGUCUUUGUCCUUUCUGAUUGCCUUAGUGUCCAAGAUUCGGAUCCAUAUGUCAGUACUGGAACUAUUAGGAAGUUGAGCAAUAUCAUUUUUUGGUUUUUUGAAAUAAUGAAGUCUUUCCUUAGUUUGGUCAUUUUGGCCAGCUUCCCCAAAGCGAUCUGCGUUUUAUCUCCUCCUGGGAUGUCCCUGUGUUUCGUGAUCAAUGAUUCAGAUACAAAAACGGGUUACAACAUCAUUUUUAUAUGUGGAUGAUUAUUGUGUUGCCUAUCCAUUAAGGGCCGAAUCACAGAAUAGGAAUAGCUAUUUGUAUAACAAGGGAGGAAAGUGCUAGUUUUCCUCCCGAGAAUGAAGUUUACUGCCCGACGCGUAGCGGAGGGCAGUAAUCAUUCAAGGGAGGAAAAGGCACUUUACUCCCAUGUUAUACAUAUGGUUUUUCCACCUUCCUCAAAUAACAAGUCAUUUUUUGCAUUUUUACUUAAUUUAUUUAUGUAACUAACCAACAAAAUUUAUUAGAACUAAAACAAACAAGUAGGUACAAUAUAACUGUCAACUGUCAAAUAUAAGUCAAAUUAUUAAUGUAAACAUUGUUAAAUCAGAAUAAAAAUUUACUGUUUUUUACCAUUCUGCAAAAUACAGAGUGUUUUUAAAUAAACGUUAAAAUGUAUAGAUACUUACGUAAUAAAAAAUAGAUAUUGUACAGGGCGUCAAUAAGUUAUAUUUCAUGAAUGAAAUACCAUGACGUCACUUUUACUUUUCCUCCCUAGGGAGGAAAAAUAUUUUCCUCCCUAGGGAGGAAAAGUACAACUUUGCUCCCUACAAUCAGGUCCGGAAAAGUAUACUUUCGGUAGAGGUAGGUGGAAAACAAUAUUGUUUCCUAUUUUGUGACCUAAUCUUCUACUCCAAUUUUCAAUCAGUCGUAUGAGAUUUUUCGUACUUUAUUUCACAAUCUUUUGAACUUAAACUUGUAUUUGAUACUGGAUAAUUUUUAAAAUCUUAGUUAAGGUUUUUGGAUCUAAGAAAAAACUAUGAGAGAUGUGCUGUGAUAGAAUUAGUUUAUGGUUGUUAUAAAUUCUUUCGAAAUUUUAUAAAAAUGCAUUUAACUGGGGUAGAUACUUUCAAAACAAAUGUAUACUAAAUAGUAGUAGAAUAGGAGUAGAAUAUUUAUAGAUGUAAACUAUCUUUUCACUUUCAACUGACUUUGAAAGUUAUUUUACUUACUAAGGAUACUAGGUAUAGAUUAAAAUUUUGUCAAAGAUAGCUCUCUAUAUAAGUUUUCAGUUUAGUUACAAGUAUGUCAACAUCAUCACAUUUAAAAGUAUAGAAUUUUUAGAAAAGCUUAGGUUCACGUAUUAGGUGAUAUUGAUAUAAAUAUGACAAUGAAUAGGGUGGUAUUUAGAACAAUAAGCUUUCAAAAUGUCUAUACUCAAUUCAUAAACUUUUACAUUGGUGGAAUAGUAAACACUCUUAGUUUGUGUAAGCUUUUAAAUUGCUUUGUCCUUCUCUAAUAGUAUUAGUUUUUUUUUAUUGAUGUGUGUAUACUAACAGUUUUAUUACUUUAUAUGUUUUUGUAUUUGUAUUUAAUAUUUUUUAAGUUUUAUUUUAUUUUUAGUAAUUUAUACUUUAUUUUUAUUAAUUUAUAUUAUAGGUUUAUUUAUUUAUUAUUUUAAUAUAUAUUUUAAUAAUA